Molecule: messenger RNA, 1014 nt
Organism: Penicillium pulvis
Lineage: Eukaryota; Fungi; Ascomycota; Eurotiomycetes; Eurotiales; Aspergillaceae
Product: deoxyhypusine monooxygenase
Exons: 2
Coding region: 1-1014 (337 amino acids)
Biological process (GO): peptidyl-hypusine biosynthetic process
Molecular function (GO): deoxyhypusine monooxygenase activity
Source: RefSeq, a predicted model, not a curated record
AUGGCACCUUCAGCAACUGACGUUGAGGGCAUCGACGAGACCGUCUUGACCCUCCGCAAGGUCCUUGUCUCCGAAUCUGAGCCCCUCGCUCGGCGGUUCCGCGCGCUGUUCUCUCUUAAGCACCUGGCUUGCCUGCAGCCUGCUACCGAAAAGACUCUUCCCGCUAUCCAAGCGAUCGCCGCCGCUUUCGCAUCUCGGUCAGCCCUUCUUAAGCACGAGCUUGCAUACUGCCUGGGUCAAACUCAGAACCGCGACUCCGUCUCGUACCUGCAACACGUUGUGAAAGAUGUUGAGGAGGAUGCGAUGUGUCGCCACGAGGCUGCUGAGGCUCUCGGUGCUUUGGGAUAUCCCGACAGCUUGGACCUUCUGAAGAAGUUGCGGGAUGAUGAGAAUGAAUUGGAAAUUAUCCGCGAGACCUGUGAUAUUGCAGUUGACCGCAUUCUGUGGGAGAACUCCGAGGAGAAGAAGGCAGAGAAACUCAAGGCUAGUGACUUCACCUCUAUUGACCCUGCACCUCCCAUGCCUAUGCAAACAAACGAGCCCUCCAUCCCCGAUUUGGAGAAGACAUUGCUGGAUACAAAGCUUCCUCUCUUCCAAAGAUACCGGGCUAUGUUUGGCCUUCGUGACCUUGCUUCACCCCCAGAUCUCCCCACAGCAGUCAGUGCCGUGAACGCGCUGGCCAAAGGUCUCAAGGACCCCUCUGCUCUUUUCCGUCAUGAAGUCGCCUUCGUUUUCGGACAGCUCUGCCAUCCCGCCUCCAUUCCUUGCCUUACAGAAUGCCUCGGCGAUCUGCAAGAGGUUGGUAUGGUGCGGCACGAGGCCGCCGAGGCGCUUGGUAGCUUGGGCGAUGAGGAGGGUGUGGAGGACACCUUGAAGAAGUUCCUAAAUGACCCCGAACAAGUGGUGCGGGAUAGUGUGAUUGUGGCGCUUGACAUGGCAGAGUUUGAGAAGAGUGGCCAGGUUGAGUAUGCGCUGGUGCCCGAUGGAAAUGCUACUGCAGUUCCUGCGGCAUAA